AUGGGUGAGGAGAAGAGACAUCAGUUGAGUCGAGGCGCAGACAGGAGAGAUGAAGGUGGUGAAGAAAACAGAGAUAGGAGAAGACGGGAUAGACAUGGAGAUGGGAGGGGAUACGAAGAUGAGGGAAGAUAUAAAGAGGAGAGAAAGGCAGAAACACGGACGGGACCGGGGAAUGCGGAACCACGAAGAGAAACCAGACGGACAUCUCAAUCUGUUGAGAUUGGACGUGAUAAGCCACCUUCCAGAGUUGGCAAUGGUGGCAGCAGGUCAUCUACCCCCGUUCCCAACCACGACAGCAGAGAUUCCAUCAGACGGGUUGAAAUACCACCUACCACCACUAUCGAUAAUUCAUCACUCUCAACUAAAAGAAGAGAUCACAGUAGUAGCCGUGGCGCGAGCGGAAGUGACAGAAAAUCUAUCACCUAUCCACCCCAUCCCAGUCGCGAUAGAGAUCCCAGCCAAAAACGUGGGAGAGGUUCCAAUACCUACGUACCAAAAGACAAACCUACCCAGAGUAGAGGCGAGAACAUAACGAUACCUCUUCCCAGCCGCAGCAAUCGAUCUCAAGAUCCAAGACCAGGCAGAAGAGACCCUUCCAUCAAUCGCGGACUAGAAAAACUUCAACUCGAUGAUCUGAGAGGAUCAAAAGCUGCGGCUACAGAUGACCUUCAAAAGCGAAGCGGUGAUGGACCGGCUUCCAAGGUACCUACAAGCCUUCCGCGCGACAAGGUGAAAGUUGGGUUUCUUCCGAAGUGUUAUCAACCUCGGAAAGAAGAAGAGACUCGGCGAUUAAUCGUUUUCGGGGAUGUACAUGGGAUGCCUGAUGCCAAGAACUGUCUCUUGGAAUAUAUUAAAUACAAUCGAGCGUUAGAUCAUCAGAUAUUCGGCGGUGAUAUGAUAACCAAAGGGAGAAAGAGCAUGCCAAGCAAGAAUGCUACGACUAAAGGGCUGAUAACUAUCGAGGCUUCUAAAGAUGUUGUGCGUCAGGCUAGAAGAGAUGGAGCUUCAGGAGUCCGUGGUAAUCAUGAAGACUGCGUACUGAAUGUUAAACAUGAGAGAAAUGGUUGGCAAGAAUCUAUCGACCGCGAAAUGGAUAAUCAGUUUGAUAUCCAUGCGAGGAAAAAGUUGAGAACGCCAGACCACAGGGAUACCAGCGACUAUGAUCUAUGUGAUGCACUUACUACAGAAGAGAGACGGUGGCUUGAAGAUCUACCUGACAUUCUAGUUCUGGGAAAAUGUGGUGGGCGUAAUAACAUGGUUGUCGUACACGCUGGAUUGAAUCCAUUCUUUGACCUGCAACAUCAACGAGUUAUAGAGACAAUGAACAUCAAAUCUAUAGAUCCAGUGAAAGGAUAUACUAGUUCGAUGCAUGUGGGAGAUAAAGAGAGAAAGGCAUUGGAUAAGAAAGACCAGGGAUGUUUUAGCAAGAUGAUACCCUGGUUUGAGGCUUGGGAGGACAAGCAAAAGAGUUUGCCACCAAACGAACGGAUGACAGUAAUGUAUGGCCAUGAAUCCAAGAAGGGCUUGACCAAAAGGAAAUUCUCUAUUGGUCUCGAUACUGGUGCACAACGUAUAGACAAACUCAACCCUGAUAAGUAUCGAACUUUGACUGCCCUCAUUAUUCACCAUGAUAGAUGCGAAAUAGUCCAGGUCAAGGAAAUCAAGAAAGAAACUGGGGAAUGGAAAUGGGAGCCAGUUGAGCUGACAAAGGAAGAAUCUGAUUUUUCGAGAUGA
Botrytis fragariae is the source of this 1734-nucleotide messenger RNA. Its product is annotated as putative ser thr protein phosphatase family protein. Gene Ontology annotation, molecular function: phosphatase activity; endopolyphosphatase activity. Gene Ontology annotation, cellular component: cytoplasm. The record is from RefSeq and is a predicted model, not a curated record. Gene Ontology annotation, biological process: polyphosphate catabolic process. Bases 1 to 1734 code for a protein of 577 amino acids. NCBI's taxonomy places the organism in Eukaryota, Fungi, Ascomycota, Leotiomycetes, Helotiales, Sclerotiniaceae. The transcript is spliced from 2 exons.